Molecule: messenger RNA, 948 nt
Organism: Diutina rugosa
Lineage: Eukaryota; Fungi; Ascomycota; Pichiomycetes; Serinales; Debaryomycetaceae
Exons: 1
Coding region: 1-948 (315 amino acids)
Biological process (GO): carbohydrate metabolic process; pentose-phosphate shunt
Molecular function (GO): 6-phosphogluconolactonase activity
Source: RefSeq, a predicted model, not a curated record
AUGACGACCCACAUGCCGUUAAUCUACUCAUUCCCCCUCUUUGAGGGGGUGGCCGAGGCCGUGGCUGACCACGUCAUCCUGGCCCAGAACUUCACCCUUUACAACACCACCGACAGCCGCCAGAUCGCGUUUAUCAAGGAAAACCUGGCCGCGAUGCACCUGGCGCUGAGUCUGGUGCUGAUGGUGCCGCUGGCGCUGGAGGCCAGUACCAACGGCGGCAGCCGCCGCAAGGAAAAGAAGAAGAAGGCCGAGGUUCGCUUCAAAAUCGCCAUUCUGGGCGGGUCCCUCAUCAAAAUCUUGAAAGAAGGUUUGAUGCACCGACAAGAGUACAUCGAGUGGGACAAGUGGGACAUCUACUUUGCCGACGAACGGUUAGUCCCCUUUGACCUGCCCGACUCCAACUAUGGCCAAGCCAAACGCGAGAUUUUCGAUAAGAUCGAAGGCCCCAAGCCCAAUGUAUACCACAUCGACGAGCUGUUGAUUAAUGAUCCCCAGGAAUGCGCUGACGCUUACGAGAAGACCUUGAUCAACAAUUUUGCUCGCAAAGAUUCGGUAAAGUUGCCCUGUUUUGAUUGCAUUUUACUUGGGUGUGCCCCAGAUGGCCACGUUGCCAGUUUGUUCCCCAACCACAACGAGCAGUUGCGCGAGAAGUUGGCGUGGGUGAUCCCGGUGGAAGAUGCCCCCGUGGGUCCCGCCAACCGGAUAACAUUGACCAUCCCCGUUAUUUGCCACGCCAACCGUGUCACUUUUGUGGUUGAAGGUUUGACUAAAGCCCCCAUUAUCCGCACCAUUAUGGAAAGACCGGAAAAGGGAUUGCCGCUGCUGAUUGUCAAUGAGUCUGCUGCCGGGAAAGUGGUCUGGUUUGUUGAUGAGGAUGCGUUGAAAGAAUGCUACGACGUGUCGAAGAAAAAGUACAAGUGGUUGACCCUUGAAGAGGAGUCGGCCUAA